Messenger RNA from Pistacia vera, 960 nucleotides. Its product is annotated as eukaryotic translation initiation factor 5A-like. Gene Ontology annotation, molecular function: ribosome binding; RNA binding; translation elongation factor activity. NCBI's taxonomy places the organism in Eukaryota, Viridiplantae, Streptophyta, Magnoliopsida, Sapindales, Anacardiaceae. The record is from RefSeq and is a predicted model, not a curated record. The transcript has 5 exons. The coding region runs from base 101 to 583 and encodes 160 amino acids. Gene Ontology annotation, biological process: positive regulation of translational termination; positive regulation of translational elongation.
AGCUGACUAUAAAUAUCCAAAACCCAAUCAAUCACCAUUCCCCCUCUCCUCUCUUCUUUGAAAUUGUUAAUUUAAUUUUAACUUGACAACUCGCUGAAUCAUGUCGGACGAGGAGCACCACUUCGAGUCUAAGGCUGACGCCGGCGCUUCCAAGACCUACCCGCAGCAGGCUGGCACCAUCCGCAAGAACGGAUACAUCGUCAUAAAAAACCGUCCCUGCAAGGUUGUGGAGGUUUCUACUUCCAAAACUGGAAAGCACGGUCAUGCUAAGUGUCACUUUGUUGGAAUUGAUAUCUUCAAUGGGAAGAAGCUUGAAGAUAUUGUUCCCUCCUCCCACAACUGUGAUGUUCCACAUGUUAAUCGUACUGACUACCAGCUGAUUGAUAUCUCUGAGGAUGGCUUUGUGAGUCUUCUGACUGAAAAUGGUAAUACUAAGGAUGACCUGAGGCUUCCAACUGAUGACAGUCUGCUCACACAGAUCAAGGCUGGAUUUGAAGAAGGGAAAGAUCUUGUUGUGAGUGUGAUGUCUGCUAUGGGAGAGGAGCAGAUUUGUGCCCUGAAGGACAUUGGUCCCAAAAACUGACCUUGGUUGUUUGACGUGAAAUGCUGAAGACCGUAGAACAAAAGAUGGAGGAUAAGAUAGUGUAGCUUAUUGGGGUUGGGGUUUAUGGUUUUGAGAUGAAGGGAUCAUCUGCUAAAAGAUCAUGCUUGACUAGUUGUGGCCUCUUAUAAGAUGACUCUUGCCAUUUGUUAAUUGGCAUUUAUAGACUAUAUAUUUUUGUUGUGUUUGAUUGCUGCACUGCUUGAAAGUUGAACUGUGGUUCUUGGUGUGGAGAAGUAAUAUCCGCCAGCAUGCAAGACUGUAUAUACACUUCUAAGCACCUUUUUAAGUUUGGAUUUGCAAUUUACACUUAUUCCCAUUUUCUGAUUUCGUUAUAAGCAUAUUCCAUUUCUAGUUUA